UAGCACAUAUUAUAUGUUCGAUAUAAUUAAUUGUCAAUAUUACCAUUGUCUGUUUUUAUAAAAUCCUUGAGUUCUCAUUUAUCGGUUAAGUAAAUUCGUGGAAUGCCCAAAGGAAAGAGAACGAUAUUCUUGAAACGAUAAAGAUUGAUAAAUUUAAUCGAGAGUUAUUUUAAUUCAAAUUAUUAUUUAAAAAAUUUUUAUUAACUUAUAUUAUUAUUCAUUUCCAACGAUGCAAUUGUCCUUCUUGGUCGUGAGCCUGGCACAAAUCGUGUUCAAUCUACAAUAUGCACUUUCCCAAAAAGAAUGGAAUAAUAAAAAUGAGUACGCUUCCAACAAAUUGCCGCCAUCAUGUCAAAGCCAAAUCUACUGUGAAAGCGAAUUUUUACACGACGUACAAUUAUCAGAAGUAUUUGGAGAUUCGAAAGCGUUUGUUGACAUGAAACUUUUAUAUACGGAACCCGAGAUCCUAUCAAAGUAUAAAACGUUUAAAAAUAGUUAUAACGGUGUAGUGCCCCCUCAGUCCGAAUUGUCUAAGUUUGUCUAUGACAAUUUGGCAGGCGGGAACGAAUUAGAAGAAUGGGUUCCGACUGAUUUCGUAGAUGGUCCACCAAUAAUCGACCGUUUCAAGCAUACUGAAUUCCUAACUUGGGUUUUGGCAAUAAAUCGAUUCUGGCCCGCUUUGGGAAGAAAAGUCAAAGAUGACGUGAAGGAUCAUCCAGAAAUGUAUUCAACGAUCUGGGUUCCAAAUGGAUUCAUCAUGCCCGGUGGUAGGUUCGGUGAACUUUAUUAUUGGGACACUUAUUGGAUUAUUAAAGGGCUACUGCUGUGUGACAUGAAAGAAACGGCUAAAGGUAUCAUUAACAACAUCGUGUACUUAGUGGAUAAAUUUGGUUUCAUGCCCAACGGUGGACGAAUAUACUAUGUGAAUAGGUCGCAGCCACCGAUGCUUAUACAAAUGGCUUCGAGUUAUUACAAAUUUACAAAUGACUUAAAUUACAUAAGUAGUGUGAUUACCACCCUAGAAAAUGAGUUUCAGUUUUGGAUGGAUAAUCGGAUGAUAACUUUCGAGAAAAACGGUAAAUCCUAUACAAUGGCCAGAUACUACGGAGUGUCGAGAGGACCUAGGCCGGAAUCAUAUAGAGAGGACUAUAAAGUAGCCGAAAAUUAUGAUACCGAGGAAAAAAAAAAUGAAUUUUACGUGAGGAUAAAGUCUGCAGCGGAAACCGGAUGGGACUUUUCGAGUAGAUGGUUCAUUACUGCUAAUGGUUCAGAUCACGGUACAUUGUCUGAUGUCCAUACACCGAAUAUCGUGCCAGUUGAUUUGAACAGCAUUUUACAUUCAAAUGCCUUGAUAUUGAGUUCAUGGUUUCGUCUAUUAAAUGAUUAUGACAAAGCUAAUAAAUACAAUUUGAUAGCUGAAAAUCUUGUCAUUGGUAUACAAGAGGUGAUGUGGAGAGCCGACAAAGGAUGUUGGUGCGAUUGGGACUUGAUAAACAAUAAACAUCGUGAAUCCUUCUACAUGUCCAACAUUGUACCUUUGUGGACAGGAAGUCAUAAAAUCCCGAAUGAUUCGGUAGCUUACUCAGUGCUAAAAUAUUUGAGGGAUCAGAAUGUUAUCAACUCGAAUUUCAGCGUUAAUUAUAACGGAAUGCCAGCAUCUAUGUACAAAUCGUCAGAACAGUGGGACUUCCCGAACGGGUGGCCUCCUCUACAAGCAUUUCUCAUUCAAGGCCUAUACAACACACAACAUAAAUUGGCCCGACAGGUAGCAGCGGAUUUGGCCAAGGCUUGGAUAAAUUCGAAUCAUAAAUCAUUUAGCAACGGAGGGAUCAUGUAUGAAAAGUACAAUGUUACGGUGGUCGGUGGAAGUGGAGGCGGUGGUGAAUAUGCUCCACAAACAGGAUUUGGUUGGACGAAUGGUGUAGCUUUAGAACUGUUAAACCAGUGGGAUGAUUUUGUUGCCGACUCUUCAUCUGGACCACCGCCGAAAAACAGUUCCACGAGAAGGAGACGUGAAAGCUAUGCGAAAGAACUUAAUAAGAAAAUUUCGCUUUGAAACUGAUGCGGAUGUCAAAACAACUAUUACAACGUAAUGAAGCCAAAACUGCAUAAAAUUGAUACAAUUCCAGAAUUUUUAUAAUUCCUAUAAGUGAUGGGCAUAACCGAAUAAUUUGGACUACCAACUAUUAGUUAUACUUAUAAAAAUACUACCGAUUAAUUAUUCGACUAAUAAUAAACAUGACCGAAUGAUUCGGAGUGUCGAAUAUUAGUUGUACUUAUAAAAAUACUACCGACUAAUAAUAAGCACGACCGAAUAAUUCGGACUAUCGAAUAUUAAUUACAGUUUUAGAAAUACUACCGACUAAUUUUACUAUUCGCUAUUCGACUAAUUAUUUAUUAGUCGACUAAAUUAUUCGUCAAAUAAUAUUUUUGUCAUAAACCGACUAAUAAAUUUAUUCAGUACAACCGAUUUAGUCGGUAGUUAUUAGUUACUCAUGCCCAUCACUAAUUCCUAGUCUUCAGAAGGAUAUCAAUAGCAUAUAAUAUAUUAUAAUAGAUAGUUAAUUUUUUUAGUUUAGUACAAUCCAAGACCUCGACGUUGAACGUUUAGAGAAUUUAUAAGUAUGAAUAAAAAAUAUACUUCUUGGA
Molecule: messenger RNA, 2649 nt
Organism: Sipha flava (yellow sugarcane aphid)
Lineage: Eukaryota; Metazoa; Arthropoda; Insecta; Hemiptera; Aphididae
Product: trehalase-like
Exons: 10
Coding region: 230-2056 (608 amino acids)
Biological process (GO): trehalose catabolic process
Molecular function (GO): alpha,alpha-trehalase activity
Source: RefSeq, a predicted model, not a curated record